Molecule: messenger RNA, 864 nt
Organism: Pediculus humanus corporis (human body louse)
Lineage: Eukaryota; Metazoa; Arthropoda; Insecta; Psocodea; Pediculidae
Product: class A rhodopsin-like G-protein coupled receptor GPRllk, putative
Exons: 7
Coding region: 1-864 (287 amino acids)
Biological process (GO): G protein-coupled receptor signaling pathway
Cellular component (GO): membrane
Molecular function (GO): neuropeptide Y receptor activity
Source: RefSeq, a predicted model, not a curated record
AUGUCGUUUCAAGCGGCUUUAUUACAAAGAUGGAAUUUACCAGAAUUUAUGUGUGCAUUUUGCCCUUUCAUUCACGUUCUUAGUGUUAACGUUUCCGUAUUUACAUUAACGGCAAUUGCUGUUGAUAGGCACAGAGCCAUUUUAUAUCCUCUAAGUCAAAGAAUAUCAAAAACGACAGCAAAAAUGAUAAUAAGUGGAAUUUGGGUUAUAUCCGGUUUACUAGCAGCUCCAAUGGCGAUUGCAUUAAGAGUGGGUAUAGUCGAAGAUGCUCCGGGUCAUUUAAAACCAUUUUGUUAUAAUAUUCAUCUCGAGGAUAUAGUAAUGUUAGUGUACAGAUUAGUUUUAGUUACAUUACAGUAUUUAAUACCAUUAACCGUUAUAACAUGGGCCUAUGCAAGAAUGGCACAUACACUUUGGGGUAAUAAAGCUCCCGGUAACGCUCAGGAUGCCAGGGAUGCUAAUUUAAUGAAAAAUAAACAAAGAGUUAUUAAAAUGUUGGUUAUUGUUGUCGCACUUUUUGGAAUAUGUUGGCUUCCAUUACAAGUCUACAAUAUACUUCAAGAUAUAUUUCCACAAAUAAACGAAUAUAAAUACAUAAACAUAAUUUGGUUUUGUUUCGAUUGGUUGGCAAUGAGUAAUUCAUGUUACAAUCCAUUUAUUUACAAUUAUUAUAACGAAAAAUUUCGACGGGAAUUCAGAUUCAGACUGCAAAUAUGUAGUUAUAGAGUUAAUUCUAGUUUUAGAAGGAAUAAAAAUAGUCCGGAUAAUUUUAAUAAAAGUUUAAGAAUGAGUAGAUAUUAUGGAAUGAAAACUAAAUCUUCUCCAGGACAAAGUAAGUUUUUUUCUUUUUUAUUAAUAUAUUAA